Molecule: messenger RNA, 3642 nt
Organism: Cuscuta campestris
Lineage: Eukaryota; Viridiplantae; Streptophyta; Magnoliopsida; Solanales; Convolvulaceae
Source: the annotation of a GenBank genome assembly
AACUCAACCCCCCCCAAUUGACUUGCCAUAGUCCAUCCCUCCCACACCACUUCCACGUGCCCUCUCUCCCCCAUUCCACCACCAUCUUCCUAUCUCUCUCCCUGUACGGAAUACCCAUGACUCAUUCCACUCAGCAAUCUUAGUCACCAUCACCCCCGCCCUAAUCUCGCCUGCCAAACUUGCAAUUCCGUUGAGUAUCGUGGAUACCCAGAACUCAUAUUGAAGGGAAGAUUGAAGAACCGCCGCCAAAGAUUGGAGCUUUAUUGGUCUCCGCUUCUUCCCCAACUAUCUGGAGGCUUCCCCGAACCGGGUCGGAUCGGGUUUGCAGAAGAACACUAAACCUAUUAAUCUGGGACCUGCGAGUAUGAUCAGAACAGCCCAGCUGGAAGACUCGCUCUCUGUUCCAGUGGGAAUUCUUGGAAUUGCCAACACCGGGUUUACCCCUGAAGCCGGGUUCGUGGGCCCAGCUUUCACCAAUGCCCUCCCGCUGCCACGGGUCGCCCCGGAUGAAGGCGGAGGGGACGAUCCGUCUGCCCGGGGCACCAGGAAAGUGAAGCUCAUGUGCAGUUUUGGCGGGAAAAUACUGCCCAGGCCGAGCGACGGGGCGUUGAGGUACGUCGGGGGGCAGACCAGGAUCAUAGCCCUGAGGCGGGACACGACGUUUCUUGAAUUCGUCAGGAAGAUGGCCCACGCGUGCGGGCAGGAUGCCAUGACGAUCAAGUACCAGCUGCCUGACGAGGGGCUCGACGCACUCGUGUCGGUUUCUUGCCCUGACGAUCUCGAGAACAUGAUGGACGAGUACGAGAAAUUCGCCGACACCUCAGCAAAGUUGCGGGUGUUCUUGUUUCCACCAUCAGAGGCCGAUGGCAUUGCCAGUGUUUUGCAGUGUGGGAUGACAGACAAAGUUAGGGGCGGCGUCACAAGAUCUGGGACUACCCCAAACUCGGCUAUAACUGUAGCUGAACCAAAUUCCAUGGUUUAUGCUUCUACAGCUCCACUGCCAAACCCCAUUGAAAAACAUGUCCCAGUUACUGCUGUACUGCUCAAACCGGAGCAAACCGGUUUUGGUUUGGCGCAACCGGGAGUGACACUCCCAUUGCAGCAUUCAUCAUAUGCACCAUCUGAUAUGCCCCACACAGACUAUUACGCGCAACAGUUCCCUCCACAGUUCUUGGGGGACAGCGGUACAGUGUUUGCCCAACAGCCCUUAACUACAUGCCCUCCGGUUCAGCAGUUUGUUUCUUGCGUUCCUAUGGCAAUGCCUGUGAACCCCCACCACAACAGCUCUAAUCUUGGAACUCAUCUUGCCCACUCUCAGCAACUUAGUUUUGAACCGUAUGCUUCAGGAAACACACCGAGCAGCCAGGGGUAUCACCGUCAGGUCCCUGCUGGAAUGUACAGCUGGAAUCAGGUCCCAAACCCCCAGCAGGCAGCAAUUUCUGAAGGACACGUGGCUCGUCCCACAGCAAUUGGCGGACAGGAGACAAAUUCAUUUUUUGAGGGCUCUACUACUGUUGACCAUACCCCUACUUAUGACAGUCUCCUUUGGCUGGAAGAUAAGAGUAGGCAUAUCUGCAGGGGUGUCACGCCGGGAGAGGGUGCCUCUGAACAUGCCAUGGCCCAUGUGGAUCAUGAAGUUGGAAAGGUCCAAGCCAAUGGAGGAGGGAGAGCCGGUGUCUAUCUCAAUGUUCCCAAUCCACAACAUUCAAAUGUAUCACUCCCUAGUGGUGGCGUGGAAUCUCAUUUUUCUCAAAUUUUACCUAUGGUUCCUAUUUCAUGUCAAGUCGACCCUCCAAAAAACAUCUUUGUCCCGUUGCAGCGCCAUGUCAAAGUGGAUGUUGGUUCUAACCUAGCAUUUAUAGAACCUAACAAUUCAAAUGACCAUCUGAAUCAAGUUGAGGACAGAAUGGGAAAUCUUAAUCUACACACAUUGGGGAAGCAUGCCAAUGAUAUUCUUACCGUGGAUAACAUAUUGGAAAACACAGCUCAACAAGUUGGUUGGGAGCAGGCAUUUACAGAUUCAAACCACAUAACAAAGACCGAAACUGCAUUUUUGCAGUCUUUGUGGGGCCCGGAGGAGGGCAUCGUAUCAAAACCCUCUUCAGAUGGAAAUCCAGCUUCCAUAAUAUCACCACGUUUGAAACUUCAAGAAGCACAGGAAAGCUCGACAUCUUUGUUCAGCAACCAAGAUCCUUGGGAUAUGAUGCGGUGUGAUACUCAUUUCCCUCCCCCUAUACCUAGCAAGAUUCGGCUGAAAAAGGAAACUGUGGGUGUCAAGGAUCAUCAGUCAAACAUGGACUCAUCAGAAGGCUCAGCUGGUGAAGUAAUCAAACAAGAACUUCAGGCUGUUGCUGAGGACGUGGCGGCUUCUGUUAUCCAAUCAUCUAUAAAUUCUUACAGCGAGUUGUACAGCGAAUUGCAAAGUGCAGAUGGAGUAAAGAGAUCUGACAGAAAUAAACUUGAGAAAGAGAAACCUAAAUUGCCAGAGAGGAGAGAUUUCGGCUUUCCUGUGUCAGGUGACAUUGGUCACUUACAGAUUAUAAAAGACUGUGAUCUUGAAGAAUUCAGAGAGUUGGGUUCCGGAACGUUUGGCACUGUUUAUCACGGAAAGUGGAGAGGAACGGACGUCGCAAUCAAACGGAUCAAUGACAGAUGUUUUGCUGGAAAACCAUCAGAAGAAAAGCGCAUGAGGGACGAUUUCUGGAAUGAGGCAAUUAAACUUGCAGACUUGCACCAUCCAAAUGUUGUUGCCUUCUAUGGUGUUGUGCUUGAUGGGCCUGGUGGUUCCGUAGCCACUGUCACCGAGUAUAUGGUCAAUGGGUCUCUGAGGAAUGCUCUUCAGAAAAAUGGAAGGAGUCUUGAUAAGUGGAAGCGCGUUUUGAUUGCAAUGGAUGUGGCAUUUGGAAUGGAGUACUUGCACAGGAAGAAUAUUGUACAUUUUGACUUGAAAAGUGAUAAUCUAUUGGUUAAUCUCCGCGAUCCGCACCGUCCUAUUUGCAAGGUUGGUGAUUUGGGACUCUCUAAGGUGAAAUGCCAGACACUGAUUUCCGGAGGGGUGCGUGGGACCCUUCCGUGGAUGGCCCCAGAGCUUCUCAAUGGCAGUAGUAAUCUUGUCUCCGAGAAGGUUGACGUGUUUUCCUUCGGUAUUGUAAUGUGGGAACUUUUAACCGGAGAAGAGCCAUAUGCAGACUUGCAUUAUGGUGCCAUAAUCGGCGGUAUCGUAAGCAACACAUUGCGGCCGCCCGUGCCGGAAUCAUGUGGGCCCGAAUGGAGAGCGCUCAUGGAAAGAUGCUGGUCAGCCGAACCAUCCGAGAGGCCGAGCUUCACCCAGGUUGCAGAUCAAUUGCGGGCCAUCGCGUCAAAGCUCCGCCCCAAAGGGUAGAACAGACAAUCACGCCCCUCUGCACAUUCCCAAGCUCAGAGCUGAGAACCCUUGUACAUAAUCCUUUGUACAUAGUUAUGUGUAGGCUCUCCUUUUUUUUCUUCAAUAUUGUUAGUCCCAAGUCUAAAUAGAACAUUUAUUUUAGUGAAAUUGUAUUUGGAAAUCCUAUGUUUACUUACAUACUGUAUACGCAUAAUCAGAAAUGGGUUGUUUUUUUCGUUAAAAAACAACAAUAAACCCAGUAAAAUAUGACAAAGUGA